UUAUAAAUAUGAUGACGUCACAAAUGAAAAGUGUUUACUGCUUGACAGAAGACUCCAGUUUUUAGAUCAACCUCCACGUAUCAAUCAGCCAAACAUCUGGAUUUAUUAUUAUUUUGACAAAUAAAUAAAAACACAAUACAAUACAAAAUGUCAUCUGUAGAUUGGGAUGAAAUAAAACGUCUAGCAGCUGAUUUUCAAAAAGCCCAAUUAAGUUCAACACUACAAAAAUUAUCAGAGAGUAAUUGCAUUGAAAUAAUAUUAAAAUUAAUUGAGACAAAUUUACUUGAUGUUAUAUUUACUGCUGAUGGAAAAGAAUAUAUAACACCACAACAUCUUGAAAAAGAAAUACGUGAUGAAUUAUAUGUUUGUGGUGGACGUAUUAAUUUAGUUGAAUUAUCAAAAAUAUUAAAUGUUGAUUUAUCACAUGUUAAAUCAAUUGUAUCAAAUAUUGAAAAACAUAACAAAAAUAUUAAUAUUAUACUUGGACAAGUAAUUGAUAAUAAUUAUAAAAAAAAAAUAUCACUUGAAAUUAAUGAUAAAUUAAAUCAAAUUGGUUAUAUUAAUGUAACUGAAUUGACAUUACAAUAUGAUUUACCAACUGAAUUUAUACAAAAUCUUGUUGAAAAAGAACUUGGUAAUACAGUACAUGGAAAACAAGAUAAACAAGAUUCAAGAAUUUUUUAUACUGAAAAUUUUAUUGCUAAAAAUCGUGCUAAAAUUAGAGGUGCAUUAUCAGCAAUAACAAAACCUACACCAUUAACAGCAAUACUGGGACAAUGCAAUGUACCAGAAAGGAUAUUUUUUUCAAUACUUGACAAUUUACAUGGUGCAAUUGAAGUACCAGGUGUAAUAACUGGUAAACAUGGAAAUAAUGGUAUUUAUGUACCAUCAAUAUAUUCAAAAAGUCAGACAGAAUGGAUUGAUAAUUUUUACAAACAAAAUGGAUAUCUUGAAUAUGAUGCAUUAACUCGACUUGGUAUAUCUGAUUCGAAAAAUUAUAUAAAACGUCAUUUUCCUCAAGAUGAAUUGACAUUACUUGAUACAGUUGCUAUUGGGCCAUCAAUAAUUGAUCAAAUUGAUGCAAAUAUUGAAGAUGUCAUUGCAACAAAUUCAUUUAUUGAUAUAUAUCCACUUUUACCAUCAGUAUUUUCACCAGAAGAUAUCGAAACAAUAUUAAAAUAUAAACAAAAACAAAGUAAAUCGAUAUUUCAUAUAUUUUCAACAACAGUUAUUGUUUCUGAUGAAUAUUUAAAAAUAUUAAAUAAACCACUUGAAUCAAUUGCUGAAAUAAAAGCUAAAGAAUUUGUUGAUAAUGGUAAAUGGUUACAACAUAUUGCUGAUAAUAAAAUACGUAGUGGUUCAUCACGUAAUAUUGAAUCAAUAAAAAUUGAUAAAAAAGAUGAACGUAGAAAAAAAGCAUCAAGUGGUAAAGCUGGUGGUGGUGGACAAGGACGUGAAACUAAAACAAAAUCAACUAAAAAAAAAUAUUUACAUGGAAAAAAUAAUGAUUAUGAUUCAGAUGAUGAUAAUAAAUUAUCGAAAAAUAAUGAAAAAAAUGAGCUUAUAUUUGUAACAAUUGAUGAUUUAAAAAAAAAAUUAUUAAAUGAUGAUAAUUUAAAUGACAUUGAUGGUUUUGUUGAUGAAUUAUGUAUUUAUUAUCAGCCAAAAUUGAACAAAAUUGCUUAUUCAUUGGCUGAAAAAUUAGCACAAACAACAAAAACAAAUAAUUUAAGUGAAAUUGAAGAUAAAUUAAAUAUGUUAAUGACAAAUAUAAAAAUAUUUGAUAAAGGUAUCAAGUGUAUAUCAUCAAGCAAAGAUACACAAAUUGCAUUGACAAAAUAUUUAAUGAAAACAUUGGCUACUGAUUUUAUAAAUGAAUUAUUAAAAUUAGCUGCACAACAAAAUAUGAUACAAUUUCCAAAUAAUUUAACAACUGAAACACGUCAAAAAUUACUACAAGAAUUACCACAAGACGUUAAUGAGCCACUUGGUAAUGUACACAAAGCUAUUAUUAAAAAUUCAAUUGAUGAUUUUUUGGAUAGUGUUGAAAUGGCAUUGUCAAGUUGUUGUUUAGUUUAUCGUAAAUUUGAUAAAAAACGUGAAAAAUCAAAUGUUCUUGAGCAUAGACAAGCACUUAUUGAACAAUUAAAUCAAACUCAAGAUGUUGCACUUGCAUUACAUUUAACAACAAGUAUUUUAUUUACUGCUUCAACCCAAUGUGCCUUACACAUUUCGGGAAGACAUGUUUCAGCAAUUUUAACAUUUUUACAAAAACAUUUAGAUCCAACAAUUGUCACAAAGUUACUUCAUUUUCAUGACUUGGUACUUCAAUUGUUGAGUUCUGAUGAUGAAACAAUCAAAGAAACAGCUCGUUCAUCAUUAACUGAAGGACUUGAAGAACUCAAAAAUAUUGCAAAUGACUUUAAAAAAUAUGUUGUUACUGAAAAAUGUUAAUAUUCAUUUUAUAUAUUUAAGAAAAAAAAAUUUAUUGACUUAUUAUUAAAAAUAAUAUGGACUAUUUUGACAUUAAAAUAAAAAAAAUAUCUUAAAUUUUAUUAUUAUUAAUAACUUAUGUCAACAAAUACAUCA
Molecule: messenger RNA, 2589 nt
Organism: Aphidius gifuensis
Lineage: Eukaryota; Metazoa; Arthropoda; Insecta; Hymenoptera; Braconidae
Gene: Ufl1
Product: E3 UFM1-protein ligase 1 homolog
Exons: 5
Coding region: 148-2454 (768 amino acids)
Biological process (GO): regulation of proteasomal ubiquitin-dependent protein catabolic process; protein K69-linked ufmylation; response to endoplasmic reticulum stress
Cellular component (GO): endoplasmic reticulum membrane
Molecular function (GO): UFM1 ligase activity
Source: RefSeq, a predicted model, not a curated record